Messenger RNA from Glycine soja, 918 nucleotides. RefSeq lists its product as uncharacterized. The record is from RefSeq and is a predicted model, not a curated record. Bases 77 to 589 code for a protein of 170 amino acids. The transcript is spliced from 2 exons. NCBI's taxonomy places the organism in Eukaryota, Viridiplantae, Streptophyta, Magnoliopsida, Fabales, Fabaceae.
ACACACACUUAUUCACAGCAAUCACAAACACAACUAAGAAACCAAACCAAUCAGCGUUGUUCCAAAGAAACUCCACAUGUCACGUCGCCCCCACGCGCCGCCGCCGCCCCCGCCGCCGAGGCCACUCUACAAGCAGCAGUCGUGGUCGCCGGACACGCUCCGCGACGAGGCCUGGCAGCGGCGGAAGGACAACAGCCACCACAUCAGCGGCGACAACCACCGCUGCAGCCACCGGCUGAGCAAGAGCCUCUCGGAGGACGACUUGGACGAACUGAAGGCGUGCUUCGAGCUCGGGUUCGGGUUCGAUUCGCCCGAAAUCGACCCGAAACUAUCGAACACAAUCCCCGCUUUGGAGUUGUACCAUGCCGUUAACAAACAGUACAAUCACCACAGCUUGUCUAGGUCAUCCUCUUCGUCUUCCCUUGUCUCUGACAGCGACAUUGCUAGCCCCACCACUAUAUUCAAUCCUGGGGAUGAUUUGGCUGCGAAGAAGACUCGUUUGAAGCAAUGGGCGCAGGUGGUUGCUUGUUCAGUGCGGGAAUCUUCUUCAUCUUCUUGUUCAAACCCUUCCGACCAAGUUAAUUACUAGUUUUUGAAUACCUCAGACAUGUACCAGAAGCCCGCAGGAACAAGACCAUUGUGAAUUAAAUUGGACUCUGAUUUGUUCAUAGAUAUUCUAUGGUGGUUUCUUUUAAGUUUUUUUUUUUUAUAAAAGAUUUGUUAUUUAUGUUUCACAAUUUGAUGUUGACUAAUGUAAUAUAGAUGUGGCUGUGUACAUUUGCGGACUCAAACAUUAGUUGUGUUAAUUUGAGUUCUUUUGCAAGUGGCUAGAUGUCCGAGGAGGCUGAAUUUAGGUUGAUUGACUGGUUGGUGAUUCUUUUCAAUACAAAUGUUAGCAUUGAUGUGUUUUAUUGUUCA